Sipha flava (yellow sugarcane aphid) is the source of this 4473-nucleotide messenger RNA. It is a transcript of the gene su(r), whose product is annotated as dihydropyrimidine dehydrogenase [NADP(+)]. Gene Ontology annotation, molecular function: iron-sulfur cluster binding; NADP binding; dihydropyrimidine dehydrogenase (NADP+) activity. Gene Ontology annotation, biological process: thymine catabolic process; uracil catabolic process; 'de novo' pyrimidine nucleobase biosynthetic process. The record is from RefSeq and is a predicted model, not a curated record. The transcript has 14 exons. Gene Ontology annotation, cellular component: cytosol; cytoplasm. The coding region runs from base 582 to 4316 and encodes 1244 amino acids. Lineage: Eukaryota; Metazoa; Arthropoda; Insecta; Hemiptera; Aphididae.
GUUCGUAACCGCGAAUUAUUGGCGUCGAAGCGACAAGGACGGUACGUGCUGUCGCGGAUUGCGCAACGUGUUGUCCGCGUGUCUUUAUCAAAUGUUUAUCAUUAUUAUUAUCGUCGUCAUCAUCACCGCAUCAUCGUAGCGAUAUUGCCGCGGACGUUUUGCGUUUUGUCGCCGCGCAACAUUCCGUAGUACGUACGCUCGCGCGCUAGCAGGUGGUCGCCCGUCAACCGUUCUCCGCGUACGCGUACCGUCCGUCCGUUCGUUCACGCGACAACCCGCCCGGUACAGCGCUCGGAUCACGUUUUCAACUCGUUCGCGACUCGCGACUCGUUUGUUCCAACUCGGUAACGACACGUAACUGCUGUUCCGGGAUAUCGGCACAAGGGGGCUCUAUUCUCGUACCGGGCCGUUUUAACGUCCACGCGAUCGCAACUGUCGCACGCCCGUCUGUCCUCGCUUCGCGGCUCCUGCGCCGGUCCACGUAGGCCGAGUGUGCGCGAUCCACCAUCAGGCGCCCAUGGCGGCCCCCUCGACGACGUCGCUGCCCGUGGACGUCGCUGCCGCGCUGGGCAAGUCCAGCGAUGGCCGCUGCAGCGAGGACCCGCCCGACAUCGAGGCGAGAGUUGCUCCGGUUGAACCCGAAACCGUUGGCCGGCUGCCAGUGGUCGACUUCAGUCAACGGGUCUAGAAAAGGAGUAGGACCGACGGUUUCUGCUGGAUCCGGACUGGCUAGGGCCCGGGCUACGGUUAAGCCAUCCGUUGCCACGGUCCAAGACCGACAUCACUACAAGCGUAACUCGUCAUACGCUGAAGACACCAAAGGUACAGUGGACGGUUGUGCCAGUGGCCUGUGGAACCGGUGGUGGACCGAUGUCAAGCCCAGCACACUGCGUGACGGCGAAAGAGCGGCUGUGCGCGAAGCCCGCCGCUGUCUCAAAUGCGCUCAUGCGCCGUGCCAACUGUCGUGUCCCACGUCGAUCGACGUCAAAUCGUUCAUCACCAGCAUCGCAAAUCAGAAUUAUUACGGAGCCGCCAAGACUAUUUUGUCGGACAACCCGGUGGGCCUGUCGUGCGGCAUGGUGUGCCCGACGAGCGAGCUGUGCGCCGGCUCCUGCAAUCUGGCCGGCACCGACGGCGGUCCCAUCAACAUCGGAGGUCUGCAGCAGUUUUGCUUAGAAGUGUUUAUGGAGAUGGCCGUUCCGCCUUCGGAGGUGUUGUCGGACAGCGACGACGAGAGCAGCGACGAAAACGAGCACGGAGAUCGACAGGCUUUGAAAGCUCGAGGUCAGAGCAAAAUGGCCCCGAUAGCCGUGGUGGGUGCUGGUCCUGCAGGGCUGACUUGCGCCACAUACCUGACACGACUUGGAUACCGAAACGUUACGGUCUAUGAGUCGGGCGAGUACGCGGGUGGCCUUAGUGCCUCAGAGAUACCAGAGUAUCGGUUACCGUGGAAGGCCGUCCGCUGGGAAAUCGAGCAGAUGGUGGAAUACGGUCGCGGCGGAGUUCGGCUGGAUUACGGACGUCGGCUAUAUUCCGCAAAAGCCCCUGGUGGUAGACCCGGCGAUUUUACACUAAAAGAUCUGAUCGACCGGCCGGACGGGGCGCAGGCCGUUAUGGUGUCCGUCGGACUGCCGGAGCCACAGCUUCCGGCCGAUCUAUUCCACGACGUCGGGGCCGACGGCACGGCCGCGGACGCUGAACGGCUGGGAGUGUACACGUCCAAGUGGCUGUUGCGCCGGGCCUCGGGCUACGCUAAGAGGUUGCCCGCGGCCGAUGAACACCUGCAGCCGGGUGGGUGUUGUGGCGGCCGCAGCGGCUGUGGCUCGCCGUCGCGACCGUCCGUCGCGGUGGUGCCGCCGGAUUUCCGGGGCAAGACCGUGCUGGUGUUGGGCGCCGGCGACACGGCCAUGGACUGCGCGACGGCCGCGCUCAGAUGCGGCGCGCGCCGGGUGCGCGUGGUGUUCCGGCGGGGCACGCCGGACGUGAGGGCCGUGCCGGAGGAGCUGGAGGGGGUCAUGCGUGAGCGUUGCGAACUCGUGCCGCAUUCACAGCCGGUGCGGUUCCUGUUCCGCGGCGCCGGCGCCGGUGCCGCUGCCGGUCGCGUGCGGGCCGUGCAGUUCCGCAGGACGGACGUGGACGACCUGGACACUCCGGACUCUCAGGACGACGAACAUCGAUCGGCCGACGAAGACCUGUUCGUGUUGCGCGCCGACUGCGUCGUGUCCGCGUUCGGGUCGCGGCUGCCGCCGGAAGUGGCAGACGCGUUAGCCCCGUACGCCCGAGUGGACCAGCGCACGGGACGGGUGUGCGUGGACCCGCAGACCGGCCGCUGUGAGUGGUGGACGGAUGCUGACGGCGCGGACAAAAACGCGCAGGAGCUGCGGCCUCGGCCACCGGUGUGGUGCGGUGGUGACGCGUCCUACGCAACGGGACCCGGCGCCGACCCUUCGCAGACCACGGUGGAAUCGGCCAACGACGGCAAGACGGCCGCGUAUCACAUACAUCAAUACUUACAGGAACUGUACGGUUACCGGACGGAAAAGACGGCAUCGGUUCCGCGACCGCUGUUGCCGGGAUUCCGGACGGCCAUCGACGACGUAGACCUGUCUGUCCGGAUGUGCGGAUUGCAUUUCUUGAACCCCUUCGGAUUGGCCUCGGCACCACCCACGACGAGCGCCGCGAUGAUCCGUCGCGCGUUCCAGGCCGGGUGGGCGUUCGCCGUCACCAAAACGUUCGGGUUGGACAAGGACCUGGUGACGAACGUGUCUCCGCGCAUCGUUGCACUAGGCGGCCACGGCGUGGGACAGACGACGGCAACGGGACACGGCGCUAUCGGAGUCGCGGAUCCCGAAGUGGCCAAGGCCGCGUUUUUGAACAUCGAACUAAUUUCGGAGAAGACGGCCGCGUACUGGUUGCGCUCCAUCCGAGAGUUGAAGCACGACUUUCCACGGCACAUAUUAAUCGCCAGUAUUAUGUGCGCGUACAGCGAGUCCGAUUGGACGUCAUUGGCAAAAUUGGCGUGUGACGCGGGCGCCGACGCGUUGGAGCUGAACCUGAGUUGUCCACAUGGCAUGGGCGAGUCCGGCAUGGGUCUGGCGUGCGGUCAGGAUCCAGUGUUGGUGGAGAACAUUUCACGGUGGGUGAAACGGGUGGCGGUGCGUUCGGUUGGCGACGGCGGUACAGCGAACACGCCAGUGCCGGUGUUCAUCAAGAUCACGCCCAAUGUGACGGACGUAGUGACCGUGGGCCGGGCGGCCGUUCGGCUGGGUGGUGCCGACGGGUUGACUGCGGUGAACACGGUGUCGGCCCUGGGAUCUUUGGACGUGAUCAGCGGCGCGGGACGGCCGUGGCCCGGAGUGGGUCAAGCUCCGGGAGUGGCGAGGUCCACGUACGGCGGCAUGUCGGGCUCGGCGGUCCGACCGAUGGGCCUGCGGGCCGUGUCGGCUUUGGCCCGUGCAUUGGGCCCGGACAAGGCGAACGGCGGCGAUGGUGGCCCACCCGUACAGAUAAUGGCCACGGGGGGCGUGGACAGUGCGGCGGUUGCGCUCCAGUACCUGUACUGCGGUGCCAAAGUCGUGCAAGUGUGCAGCGCUAUCCAGAACCAGGACUUCACGGUCGUCCAGGACUACAUCACCGGGCUGAAAGCGUUGCUGUACAUGAACGGCGGUGGUGGCGGUAAACGGCAACCGGUGCAGCGUCGUCCUACUGCCGCGCUGGUCAAAGACAUGAUCGACCUGUCCGACGAUUAUGAUUUAGUGACUUCGUCGACAGCGGCGGCGGAUCGGUGCGGUAACGCCAAGCCCAAGUUCGGCCCGUACUUGAGAAGCCGACGUCGCUCGGAGGCGUCCGAGGCGGCGUCCGAGAUGGUCAGCACGAUGCGAGGCGCCAGGUCUGGGCGAGCGGCCGCGAUGCCAGAAACGGCACGGGGAACGGUAGCACCAGGAAUUGAUGACCACGCGGAAGGGACGGCCGUCGAACGGGCCGUGGGACGUGCACUGACAGCGGUCGGCGCGUACAAAUCGCUCGACAAUCGCGCGCAAGUCGUGGCGUUGGUCAACGAGGACUCCUGCGUCAACUGCGGCAAGUGUUACAUGGCAUGCAACGAUUCAGGUUAUCAAGCGAUCGCGAUGGACCCGCUGACACACACCGUCCGCGUUCAGCCGGACUCGUGCACCGGAUGCACGCUGUGCCUGACGGUGUGCCCGAUCCCCGGUUGCAUAAGUAUGGUCGAGAAGACAGUGCCGCACGUGAUAAACCGUGGUCUGGGCCAUCGACAGACGUUGUCUACGUACGCAUGUCCCAGCGAUCGCGAGUAGUGCUUCUGUGUCGAACGGGACGACCGACUGGCGUAUGGAGGGAUAGCAUUCACGCCGAAAACAUACUACCGCUAUCGAGAGCUUUUACAUUUAUUAUUUAUUGUUUCACGUACAAAUAUUUUUUUCGUCGUUGUUUGAUAUCACUGGUAUUAUAUAU